This is a messenger RNA of Nicotiana tabacum (common tobacco), 3161 nucleotides long. Lineage: Eukaryota; Viridiplantae; Streptophyta; Magnoliopsida; Solanales; Solanaceae. The record is from RefSeq and is a predicted model, not a curated record.
AUGUCAUCUGCAAUUAACAUGUACCAAGUUCAUUAUUUUGUGGUUUUUGUCAGGUUUGAGCCUCAAGCUUUGGAUCUAAAAUUCUUGUAUGGUUGCCAAAACCCUACAAUUGUUGUUCUAUAUCAGGAUAACAAUGAUGCCCGGUAUGUCAAAACAUAUGAGGUGCCCUUGGAGGAUGACCGCCUUACUGAACGCAGAAAGUUUCUUUGGGCUCUGAACAAUCUUGAUAAUGGAGCUUCUUUGCUAAUACCAGUAUCUCAGCCACUGUGUGGUGUACUGAUUAUUGGAGAAAAAGCCAUUGUUUACUGUGACGCUUCAGCUGUUAAUGAUACUUACCCAAUUGGACGUGGCUUACAUUCUAUAAGAACAUAUGGGCAAGUUGAUGCUUAUCGGUAUUUGCUUGGGGAUCGUAUUGGGCGUCUUCACCUACUUGUAAUCACUCAUGAAAAGAAGAAAGUUACCAGAGUCACAAUCAAUCAUUUGGAAGAAACUUCUGUUGCAUCAACCAUUUCAUAUCUAUGUGACUCUUUUGUCUAUAUUGGCUCAAGCUAUGGAGAUUCACAGCUAGUAAAGCUGAAUCUCCAGCACGACAAUGGAGUCUCUUCUGUGGAAGUUGUAAAGAGUUAUGUCAAUUUGGGACCUAUUGGUGACUUCUGUGUUGUUGACCUGGAGAAGCAAGGUCAAAGUCAGGUUGUGGCUUGCUCUGGAGCUUAUAAGGAUGGCUCGCUUCGUAUUGUUCGUAGUGCAAUUGGAUUACAUGAACAGGCGUCUGCGGAGCUAGAAGGGAUCAGAGGAAUGUGGUCCCUUCGUUCAGCUACUGAUGAUUCAUACGAUACAUUCUUAGUUGUUAGCUUCAUUCGUUCGACAAGGUAUUUUAAAAUGGACUCUGUGCUGGAAGAAGUGGACUCUGAGUCUGUGCUGGGAGAAACUCUGAUAGAGGGUUUCAAUUCUGAAGACCAGACCUUGUUUUGUCAUGAUGCUGUAUACAAUCAGCUUGUACAGGUUACUCCAAAUUCUGUAAGAUUGGUCAGUUCUACCUCUAGAGAUCUGAUAGACGAAUGGUUUGCUCCAGAUAGCUGCUCGUUGACUGUUGCAACUGCUAACGCCACUCAGGUCCUGUUGGCUACUAGUGUUGACCUUCUGGUAUGCCUAAAAAUUGGUGACGGGUUUUUGGAGGAAAUAAAAAGGGUUAAGUCGGGUUAUUGUGUCUCGUGCCUGGACAUAAACCCAAUUGGUGAGAAAGCAAACUCUAGUAGAUUUGCAGUAGUUGGAAUGUGGCAAGAUAAAAGUGUCAACAUAUAUUCACUUCCCGAGUUGGAUCUCAUUAAAAAGGAAAAGUUAGGAGGGGAGAUAAUUCCUCGUUCUGUUCUAAUGUGUUCCUUCGAAGGGAAAUCCUAUUUGCUAUGUGGCUUGGGAGAUGGCCAUCUCUUGCAUUUUGUAUUGAACAUGACUACUGGUGAGCUGACAGAGAGGAAAAAAGUGUCUCUUGGGACCCAACCCAUAACACUUCGUACAUUCUCAUCUAAAGAAGCUAUACGUGUCUUUGCUGCCUCCGAUAGACCUGUAGUUAUAUGGAGCUGGAAUGAGAAGUUACUUUAUAGCGAAGUAAAUCUUAAAGACGUUAUCCAUAUGUGCCCAUUCAAUGUUAAAGCUUUUCCAAAAGGCCUUGCAAUCACUAAAGAAGGCCGGUUAGCAAUUUGCACUAUUGAUGAAAGACAAAAGCUUCACAGCCACUCAAUACCCCUUAUGGGAGAGCAUGCACUCCGCAUCAGCCAUCAAGAGCAGUCAAGGACUUUUGCUAUAUGCAGCGUGAAGUAUGAAAAUGGAGAUGACUCUGGCAGGCUUGUCCGCCUAUUAGAUGAUCAAACAUUUAAGAGCAAAUCGACUUACAGCCUUGACCAAUUGGAGCGCGGUUGUUCUAUACUUAGCUGCUCCUUUUCCGACGAUGAUAAUGUGUAUUAUUGCGUUGGGACUGCAUAUAUGAUGCCAAAGAAAAAUGAAUGUACCAAGGGCCGAAUAUUAGUUUUACAAGUUUUACGUGAAGGAGAAGUCAAACUAGUUGCACAGGAGGAAACUAAUGGAGCUGUCUACUCCGUAAAUGCCUUCAAUGGGAAACUGCUUGCUGCGAUCAAUGAGGACAUUCAAUUGUACAAGUGGGCAUCAUGUGAGGAUGGCGAAGGGCGAAAAUUGCAGCCAGAAUGUCGACACCAUGGUCGUGUACUAGCUCUUUAUGUUCAAACACGUGGUGAUUUUAUUGUCGUUGGUGAUGCGAUGAAGUCCAUUUCUCUACUUAUUUUCAAGGAAAAAAAAGGUGUUGGUGUUUUAGAGGAGCGAGCCCGUGAUUGUGAUGUAAAGUGGAUAUCAGCUGCUGAGAUCCUCGAUUCUGAAACAAUUCUUGUUGCUACAAAUAAUUUGGAUAUUGUCACUUUCAAGGAACAUGUUAGGGAUUGUCGGGUUGUGGAUAGUGACGAUGAUAUGGAUGAUGAAUAUACUCUUGGGGUGACUAGGACUCUUGGUGACGAUGAUAUGGAUGAUGAAUUUGGAUGUACUCUUGGGGUGACUAGGACUAUUGGGGUGAUUAGGAUGUACCACCUUGGUGAAUUUGUUAAUAGGUUUCGACACGGUUCGCUUGUCAUGCAGUUUUCAGAUUCCGAAAAAAUACCCACCGUCAUAUUUGGCACAGCGAAUGGUGUUAUAGGGCUCAUUGCCUCACUUCCUCCUGAGAAGUCUGCAAUUUUGGGAAAGCUGCAGGCAAUCUUGAGAAGAGAGAUAAAGGGUGUGGGAGAACUGAGCAGCGAGAAGUGGAGUUGGAGCUCCGAGCAGCAGAAUACUUAUGAUUAUAAAAGCUUUCUCGAUGGAGAUUUGAUUGAAUCAUUCCUAGAACUUAGCAAGAACCAGAAGGAAGAGAUUUCUCGAGAAUUGGAAGUUAAAUUUGAGGAAUUAAUGAAGACAGUGGAAGAGUUGACCAUGUUGCAUUAGUUAAAUCGUUUGGUAUUAGUUUUGUAUUAGAAAAAAGAAUGCAAAGUAUUAGCUUGUGCAUUACUAAUUUGGUAUUAUUGUAUGUAUAGCUAAUACAUAACAAAUCACUGUAUUAGCAUUACAAUGGUUUUUAAUAGUUGCCUAAACUUGGUUAAAGACAUAAUUUCCCUAAUCACACUAAA